AUGGCUAUACCACUGAUGACAUUGAGUUUUACUGGAAUGGAGGAGAGGGAGCAGUAACCGGAGUUAAUAAAAUUGAGCUUCCUCAGUUUUCAAUUGUUGACUACAAGAUGGUGUCAAAGAAAGUGGAGUUCACAACAGGGGCAUAUCCACGACUGUCACUAAGUUUUCGCCUAAAGAGAAACAUCGGUUACUUCAUUUUGCAAACCUACAUGCCUUCGACACUGAUUACAAUUCUGUCCUGGGUGUCUUUUUGGAUCAACUAUGAUGCAUCUGCAGCCAGGGUUGCACUAGGGAUCACCACUGUGCUGACAAUGACGACCAUCAGCACUCACCUCAGGGAGACCCUGCCAAAGAUCCCUUAUGUCAAAGCAAUAGAUAUUUAUCUAAUGGGUUGCUUUGUGUUCGUGUUCCUGGCUCUGCUGGAAUAUGCUUUUGUGAAUUAUAUAUUCUUUGGGAAAGGCCCUCAGAAAAAGGGAGCUAGCAAACAAGACCAGAGUGCUAAUGAAAAGAACAAACUGGAGAUGAAUAAAGUUCAG
Messenger RNA from Castor canadensis (American beaver), 536 nucleotides. The record is from RefSeq and is a predicted model, not a curated record. Lineage: Eukaryota; Metazoa; Chordata; Mammalia; Rodentia; Castoridae.